AUGACGGAGCCAAAUCGAGGAGUCGGCGGCAACAAAGAGGCGCAGAGUCAUGCUGGCCCUUCCUCGUCGUCUCGAGCGGCGUCAUCUCGCAUCGAGAAAGGGCCUACGCGAGUGCCCUCAUCCUCAUCUUCCUCCCGUCCCAAGGCGAGCGCAUCGGCACCAAAAGCCCGGGCCUCAUCAAGCAAAGCCCUGCCUGGCUCCAUAGCAGCAGCCGCAGCUGCAUCACCCUCCUCUCGCAAGACCAGUGCCACCAAGCCACCUGCCAAGACUCGUAGUAUCAGACCAUCUCAUCCACCACUCGCAGCACAGGGCACGGAGCCAAAGGUCUGCCGGCACUGUCGCUCCACCUCUGUCUCCUUCUGGUGCGAGCGCUGCGCCCUUGCUCAGCUGGAGCGAUUCCGUGACAAUAUCCAACGAGUCGGCCUCGCGAGAGAUGAAGUUAAAGGCAAAGCUGCCGCCUUCUUGGGGGAUCCGGCUGGCAUGCCUUCUGCAACGCAGAGUCUGCCAGACCCUUUCGGCCCGCAAGCCACCGAGCCUCACCCGAUCGCUUCUCAUCAUGGACGGGCUGUCAGAGCAAGGUGGCAUGAGUUGUCCGAUGAGGUAGGACAGAGGAAGGUGGAGCAGAUGAAGAGCGAUGCGGAGGUGAGACAGCUACGCGAGAGUGUGCGAAAGAGGGGAGAGGCACUUGAACAUAGAAGGAAAGCCUUGGAGCAGGCGAAAGGGUUGCUGGCCUCUGGCUCAUCGAGGUCAGAGGUUGAGGAGGAUAUCUCACGAUUGCGACGAGUGGACACUGAGCUACGAGAGGAGCUCGCCAGCACCAGAAGAAGACGGCAGCGCGCACUGCUCGAAAUAUACAGCGUCGCUCCUCCAUCCACUUCCGCACCCUCAAGCGUCGCUCUCAGCAAAGCAAGAGCGCGCUACGUGCCCGGAGCAUUCGAGUCCCGUCGGUCGACAGCAGGCUCUGGCCUGCCGAUACAACCUUUACCUCCUUCAGUGGACUGGACCCUACUACCGCCCUCAAGUCGUCUGGCGCUGCCCCUCCCCACCGCCUCGGACAUUCGCCGCUUCCCCCGCUCAAACGUCAAUGCCGCUGCAGCGCUCACUGCUCAGCUGCUCCAGCGCCAAGCUGCUACCUGUGGGGUGGCACUGCCCUUCUCUCUUGGAGUGGAGAAGGACGGACGGUGGGCAUUACGGUCGGACCCGCUUUGGACUGGCGCGGGAAACGGCGUUGGGAGUGGAGUGACGGGCGUGGACUCGAAGCACAGCCUGCAUCUAGGCAAGAGCGCCUACGAACUCAUGGCGGAAGCUGGUGGAGCGAGAGGGGGAUUGACCGUCAGCCAAGCUUCGCCCGCUGCAUCCCUCAUCGCAGCCGGCGGCGGGCUUGCAAGGGAGAAGAUCGAGCAAUCCCUCGCUUCGUUGAAGACGUCGACUUUCGCCAGCUUGGGCAGCUUCGUACAGCUGCCCGGACGACAGCACCAAACUUGGAGCAGGGCGUCGGUAAUACAAGAAGGAGGGGAAGGGGAUGAAGGUGCAUCAGCUCCCGCAGCAUCGACGACACCAUCGACGACCACCGCACCCUCUUCAUCCGCCCUCACCUCCGCUCAGACAUUCUGUCGCGCCCUCAUCAUGCUAGCUUACGACGCGGCCUACCUAGCAUGGACGCAGGGUGCGCCAGUGGACCUGAUUGCCGCGGGUGGGAGCACUCUCAAGCUCAUGGCUGCUGCAGCUGGCGGCGGCACUGGAAGUGGGAAGAUUCAAUCGCACGCGGAUGGGCCGAGGGCGCUGGGUGACUUUACGUUCCCAGCGCUAGACUUUGCAAAGUUGCUGCAAUUGCACGAGCUGGGCGGGAGUGCGGCUGAGCAACGCGCUUCUGCGGUGAGUCCAACCGCGAAGAGCAAGGCGAGCAGUGGUGUCGGUGGCUCUGCAGGCCCGCCAUCACGGUCAACAACGAAGACGACUGCCUCUGCCCUCAAGCCAGGCCUAGAGGACAGCUACAUCGAUGCGGGGCAGGCAGCGGCCAGCAUCUUGGAUGACAAGCAGUCUCGCAGACCUCCGGCCGGCGGGCUUACCUCUACUUCCUCGUCUUCCUCUCAACACCAGCCAGCUUCAGCAGCAAAGCGCCAACCCUCGAAGUCUUCUGCAGCAGCAGCCAAACCACAGCUCCCGCCGAGCAACCUGAGCUCUCUGCGGCAAAGAGGACAAGACGUCGCGCGCCAAGGUCGUCAAGCGCCUUUACCAGUGGCUGAGAGUGGAAUCUUCGUCAGUAAAUCGUCGCCUUUGAGCGGCAAAAAAGCUCCUACGGCUGCUAGCAAAGCGGCUCCCUCAACGCAGCGCCCGUCCAAGGUAAAGGGGCCAAAUUCCUCUCGCCCCGCCGUGCCUGAGCAAAGCAGGACAACAUCCUCUGGUAGCAAUGGCGGCGGCGGCACAGUCACCUUUAAUGGGCAGCAGAUUGCGCUGGGGACUACAGACAGCAGUAGCGGCGAGGAGGACGAGGCGCGGCCGAGGAAGAGGAGCGGACGCAGGGAGGCGGGGCAUCGUGCCACCAGCGGCGGUGGCAGCGGUGCUCGGAAGGAAAAGACGGCUACGGCUGAGGAUGAUUGGGAUGUCGUGUAG
Messenger RNA from Jaminaea rosea, 2613 nucleotides. RefSeq lists its product as hypothetical. Bases 1 to 2613 code for a protein of 870 amino acids. The record is from RefSeq and is a predicted model, not a curated record. Lineage: Eukaryota; Fungi; Basidiomycota; Exobasidiomycetes; Microstromatales. The transcript has a single exon.